UGUGUCUCCUUCAUCAGACCUUCCUCUGCGUUUCUCCGCCAGCGCCACGUCUUUCAUGUGACAUUCAGAGGUUUUAAUGGCACCAAAAAGGCUGGAUGACCUAGCUGUCUUCUGCUGUCAGUGGACUAUCAGCUGUGAGCUACCUGGACCAGAGGAGGUGUGUGCGUGAGGCAGCAGCAGGGUGUAGCAAUGAGUGUGACCUCCUGGUUCCUGGUGAGCAGCGGGGGAACUCGCCACCGGCUCCCCCGGGAAAUGAUCUUCGUUGGCCGAGACGACUGUGAGCUCAUGCUACAGUCUCGUAGCGUCGACAAACAGCACGCAGUCAUCAACUACGAGCCUGGGACUGAUGAACACAAGGUCAAGGACCUGGGGAGCCUGAAUGGAACUUUUGUAAAUGAUGUCCGCAUUCAAGAGCAGAUGUAUAUCACUCUGAAGUUGGAAGACAAGCUGAGGUUUGGAUAUGAUACCAAUCUGUUCACGGUGGUGAGAGGAGAGCUUACUGUGCCUGAAGAGGCUCUAAAGCAUGAAAAGUUCACCAGCGGACUCCAGCUUAGUAAGAAGCCCUCCGUUGGUGAAACCGCUACAAACGCAACAAGCAAAUCUCCCAGUAAGACCCCAACAAAAACACCAAAGUCAUCCAGCAGCAGCGCCACAAAGUUGGGAGAGAGCAGACUAACAGACGGAAUCACUUCCUCUAAAGAACAGUCAUCGAAACCUCCCGAGUCUCACAAAGCAGAGGAGAGGAUAGGAGGGGACAUUACAGCCCUGCCUCGUGGGACCCCUCUGUAUGGCCAGCCCUCUUGGUGGGGUGAUGAAGAUGCAGAUGAUGAAAAUUCUUUUAAACAGGAAACCAAGUCAUCCUCAUCCAAGAAACAUGACAGCUGCAUUUCAGAGAGCAAAGAGGCCCGUCGAGGAGAAAAAGCUAAAGAAGGUGGCCUUCAUGCAUCGACUGCUCUUGAUUCCAGUUAUUAUGAGGUUCCUACCAAAGAAGGUCACAUGGCAAAUAACGGCAUCCAUGAAAUUCCCACCAAGGACACCGAAGAUGGACCUUCUCACAGCCACAUCACUGCAUCUCAAGGUCACGCCUCCUUCACCAUAGAGUUCGACAACACCUCUCCAGGGAAAGUCACCAUUAAAGACCACGUGUCAAAGUUCACAGCGGACCACCACAGGUCUCACUCCAAGAAGAGCGGCGCGGGAAGCAAGGAUCUGAGCACUCUUCAAGCUGCCAUGAUGGCUUCUGAGAGCAAGGUGGCUGAUUGGCUGGCUCAUAACGACCCCACGCUGAUGCGCAGCGAGUCAACAGAAGACGACAGCAAGAGCAUCAAGAGUGACGUGCCGGUCCACCUCAAAAGACUCAAAGUAGGCAGCAAGCAUGAGGAUGGCACCCAGAGCGACUCAGAGAACGGGCUGGGCCUGCGAUUCGCCACUCGCCGACAAGCACUCGAGGAACGCCUAAAGACAACACACAGCCACGUGGCCGGAGGAGCAGGAGAGCCCAACACAACUGUGAGCGGGACCAGAACAACCAGCACCCGUACGGCUUUCAUGAUCGAGUUCUACGACGAGGAAAACCCUCGCAAGCGUCGCUCGUAUUCCUUUUCCCAGACUGCUCCCCUGCUGGGCGUAGGAGCAGGCGGGGAGGGACUGUGUCCUCAGCCUCCGUCUCACCCAAAGGUGUUUAGUAUUUCCACCUCUGCAGCUAUGGCCUCAGACUCAGGAAAGGUCCCGGCUCCCAUAUCAGCUACAGUGGCUGCAGGCGCCCCAACGGCUGCCCGUGUCCUCCUCAAGCAGAGGUCAGAGGACCAAAGUAUUGGGCGGAGCUCAGGCAGCACCAGGCUGGCGAUUGGCAGCCCCACUACUCCCAGUGAGGACACUUCAGUUGUUGGAACUGCAGGAACCACCGGGGGGGAAGAGGAGGACAACCAAAGUGAUAAAGGGACUUAUACUAUUGAACUGGAGAACACGAACCCAGAAGAAGAGGAGGCCAGGCGUAUGAUUGACAAGGUGUUUGGAGUGCAGGAGAGUACAAGUGCUUCGGUUUUGUCAGACCUGAAAGGAGAAGGAAAAGGAAAAGGCUCAGGAGAGACUGUGAAAGAGACCCUUCCCGGUGACUCCAGCUGGGUCUCUCAGUGGGCCAGUUUAGCUGCUAAUAACACCAGGACGGACCCAGAAGGUUCUGGAGCAGAAGCAGCCACAUUCCUGCACAAAGAGAGAGGAGCUGAUGCCUUUAAUCCUGCUGCACCCCUCCUCAAAGGUGAAUCCUCUUCCAGCCUGACUGACCAUAAGCGCAGGACCCUCCCCCAACUCCCCGUGGAUGACCCCCGAGCCAAAUCCACUUCCAAAGCGAUGAGGUCGGAGAUCGGGGAGAAACAGGACACUGAGCCCCAGGAGAAAGAGCACAAGGGAGACGGGGAGUCGCCAACCCCCACAGAGAACGCAGAGAUGACCACUAAACGAAAACAAAGCUCCACCUCCUCCCCGUCCAAGGGUUCUCCUCGGACGCCCGGUGGCACUGAACGGACAAAGAGGUCAGAGGAGAGGAAAGGAGGAGGAGCAGCAGCAGAAACCGGAGACAAAUCUGGGAAGCCGCUGGUCCGUCAGGGCAGCUUUACCAUCGAGAAGCCCAGCGCAAACGUCCCCGCAGAGCUCAUCCCUCGCAUCAACCGAGGCGGCGGCGGGCGCGAGCGCAGCGACUCCGUGGGCAGCAUGGACACCGCCACGCUGCUGAAGGACACAGAGGCCGUCAUGGCGUUCCUAGAGGCCAAGCUCAGAGACGAGAACAAACUCGACCAGAAGAAGACUAAAACCGCUCAGAGCUCGGGUCUCCGGAACCGAUCGGACUCCGUCUCUCCUGAAUCCGACGUGGACACGGCCUCCACAGCGAGCCACGUGACCGGAGAGGCCGAGAGGAAGGCAGCGGCUGGCGGCACGCAGAAGAGAAAGUCUCUCAGCAGCAUGCACCGGGAAAAAAGCAACAUGAGCACAGCGUCCAAAACCAGCACUACGAACGCCGGCGCUCGAGAACGCCUGGAGAGAAAGAGUAAAAGACCGGGAGAUGCAGCGACCCGGGCCGAGGCUCGUCGCUCCACUCAGCCGUCCUCUUCCUCCUCUAAAGCACGCCAGCCUUCUCAGGAUCUCACUGAUGACGACCAGACCUCCUCCUUCCCCAUCUCCGAUGUCCUUUCUUCAGACCAGGAGACCUAUUCUGGACCUUUAGGGAACUCGACACAUAGACACGGCCCAGAAGACGUCCUCUAUUCCAAACUCGACGGCAGAUCUUCUAAAGCAUCCGUGGGCGGGGCCUCUAAAACCAGCAGAACCCUCCAGGCAGCUACAGCCUCCUCUCUCAGCAAGCAGGCCUCGCUGCCACAGCCACGACCCACGAGAGCAUCCCUGCUCCGCCGCGCCCGGCUGGGGGACACGUCUGACACAGAUCUAGCCGAUGCAGACCGGGUAUCGGUGGCAUCCGAGGUGUCCACCACAAGCUCCACCUCUAAGCCUCCGUCCGGUCGUAAGGGGUUGUCCCGGUUGGACAUGCUGGCUCAGCCACGGAGGACCCGCAUGGGCUCCAUCUCAGCCCGCAGCGACUCAGAGUGCACGUUGACCCGGAGCUCCGCCUCCUCGCCCCGCCUGUCAGCGGAGACGGCCCUGCGUCUCGGCCUGCGCUCGUCAGGACCCGCAGAGAAUAAGCUGACGUCCAGGAUGAGGGCCAACAGCGUGUCAAAACUGAAUGAAGUCAAGACUAAGACCACUACAUCUGGAUACUGCUCACCAACAGUGUCCAGCAGUAACAGGUGGAGGCGUAUGCCGCCCGAGUACGGCUCCACUUCAGAGGAAGAGUUUAGCUCCAGCAGGAAUUCAUCAAAACAAGGAGCUCGCUCUCAUGUGCGUCCUCAUCACCUCGUCCCGACCCGCGCUUCGAGACUCGGCGCCGCUGCGAAUUCCGGCCCGGGCGUGGUGUCGAGUCCAGGGGGAGCGGGGAUCAAGCACCGCAUGAAGGAGCAAGAGGAGUACAUCAAGGACUGGACAGCUCACAGUGAAGAGAUCGCCAGGUUGUUCCCCUGUGUGCGCAGGAUCAGCCAGGAUCUGGCCAAGGACUUGGCCAUCUUGGCUCGCGAGAUCCACGACGUGGCUGGGGAGAUCGACUCGGUCAGCUCCUCGGGCACGGCGCCCAGCACCACCGUCAGCACGGCUGCCACCACCCCGGGAUCCGCCAUCGACACCCGGGAAGAGGUAGGCCCCGCACGCCCCACGCAGCCGGAAAUACAGGAGAGCAUGAAAAAGUUGGUGGAUCGGGUGUUCGACGAAAGCCUCAAAUUCAGAAAAAUCCCACCCGUCAUCUCGUCCAAUAAGGUGCCAGAAAUAAACGGGAAGCCCGUGGAGCUCCAGCCCCGAGCCCCCGACAGCCGGGAGCCUCGAGCUUUGAGGAGACGUACCUGGAACAGAGAGGAGGCGGUGUUGGACAGCCUCCUGAUCCACUCUGUGUCUCAGCUGUCCACCAAGAUCAGACACUCUGUGGACAAAACUGCAGGAAAGAUCAGGAUCUUGUUCAAAGAUAAGGACAGGAACUGGGAUGAAAUUGAGAGUAAACUGAAAUCAGAGAGUGACAUACCUCUCCUUAAAGCCUCCAACAAGGAAAUCUCUUCAAUUUUUCUAGAACUGAAGAAAGUGGAGAAGCAGCUUCAAGUGAUCAAUGUGAUGGUAGACCCAGAUGGGACUUUGGAUGCCUUGGCCAGCCUCUGCCUGACCAGCCCCACGGCCUCGACCAAGCCCCAGACCGCCAAAACGUCGCUGCCCUCUGCCACCGGCUCAGCCAGAGAGUCACUACCUGAGAUCCUUCCUGGGCCUGGAGGGUCAGCCUCCAGGGUCCAGUCUUCCUCCGCCGGCACAGAGGAGGGCUCGAGAGAAACCAUGCUAGGUUUGGGGCUAACAGGAGUCGGAGGGCUGCCCUUCAACAGAAUACGGCCGAGCGGAGAAGAGGCCAUCGCACAGAAAUGAACAGAAAGUUGAACAGUUCAGGUGAAGUGCAGCUGGCUGGUGAUCAGUGUUCCCAACAAUGAGGCACGUUUAAAAAAAAGUAGCCAUUUUUCAUAUUAUAACUCUAGGAUGAUGAUAAAGAAAUAACUGAUGGGAUCUUAUUCCCACCUGAUGCAUCAACACCCACAUAUAUCACACAAACAGUAAGAUCCAACCUUCCAGCUGCUCACUGAUGGAGUAACGGAGUGCAGAUCUCCAUGGUUGUACAGCCUCAUUUCUGCUUCUUGCCUUCUUUAUGUGUCUGGACCCUUCUCACACUAAGGUCAUGCCUUAAAAACACCCCCGUAGCAGUAGCAGUGUUACCCCUUAAAUCCUAUUCAAGACAACAGCAGACAACCUUAACAAACUGUAAAAUAACACUAACUUCUAACUUCCCAAAAAAAAAAAAUCCAACCAUCGAGACAAACCACAUCUACAUGCUAAACUUUUGAGAUUAUUUUAGAAAUUAAGCAAAAAUGCAAGGUUUUAUUUAUAUAUGAAUAUAUUUUUAACUGUAACCAUCUCAAAUGAACAUUUUAUGCCUCCUCUUGUCUCAGCUCACCUCUUUUAUUUUUCCUUCACUUGUCAUAAGUGACUCUUUUCUGCUUUUUUCCCCUCCAGUAGCUGAGUAAGUUUGUCUCUGCAGUAGCAAGUACAGGACACAACUGCAUCUUUGUUUGUGUAAAGUUUACUUAUAAAGAACGGUGCUUUUACCCGAGAGUAGCUUCACUAAUUAGUAAUAACUCACCAAAGUCAAUGUGUUUCUUGAUAAAGGCAAUUUUCACACAUUUUUUUAAAUACGUUGUACCUAUUUCUGAAUGUCAAGAGCCAUUUUCUGUCAUCAAAUCAAGGAUUCGAGAGGUUUAUUCAGAACAGUGAAACAAUUGUAAUCGUUGCUGACAUUGCUUCAGUAAAUCCACUCAAGGAUCUAUUUUUCUUCCAGUUGGCUGUUUUCUACUUUUUGCCAGUCACGAGUGAUGUGACCACGAUUUUAAUUGUCAGUUUUAAAACAAAAUAUUUCCUAAUAAAUGAGCGAAUAUAUUAACAGGGACACACAAAAAAAAAAUGCUGCUGGGAAUUGGUUUUAUUAAUAACGUGCCAUUGAAACGGCAGCAACUCUCAAAAAGGCUUUUUAGUGAUUCUAAAUGAGGGUUUGAGCUAUUUUUAUUUUUAGUGAAUUGAUUGAGAUUUGUUUAGAAUGUGGCUCCAUAUCAGAGUAAAAUACUGAAGACCAACCGUUCUGUUUCUACUAUGAGGGACACUCCAGCUGUCCUGCAGGAUUACAAACUGUUUAAUUAAACUUUUUCUAAAUGACUCUGCUACUUUUGUAUUUACUUUAAUGAGACCGACCAUUUUCUGAACCUUUCUCUGUGUCUAGAUGACUUAAAAGCAGUGUGUUAGAAGUUAGAGACGUCUAAGCGUGAUCUUAGGUACCAAUGCGUGUUCAUGUUCUCUUUCCUGUACUGUACACAGAUUUUAAAUGCCUCAAAGUGCCCAUUUUGAUGACAGAAGGGCAUUGAUUAAAAGAAAAAGGUGUAGUUUUAUGAAUUCUUUUCAUUUUGCACAUCAGACUGUUUUUUUUUUUCAAGUGGUGACAGAGGCAGAUUGCACCACAUUAGAGAUCUUGUUUGUUUUUUUUUAUCAGAAGUGACUGUUUAAAUAAACCUCUAAAUGUUUUACCCAUCCCCCACCGACGUUAUAUCAGAAGUACUUUAGGGGACUGUGAAUGUUAGGUACAUUUAGGAUUAUUUUGUCAAUGUGUCAUCAGAUCAGUGUUUUGUAUUUUUUUUUUAAGUUUUGUAAAAAAAAAAAA
Messenger RNA from Austrofundulus limnaeus, 6832 nucleotides. It is a transcript of the gene cep170aa, whose product is annotated as centrosomal protein 170Aa. NCBI's taxonomy places the organism in Eukaryota, Metazoa, Chordata, Actinopteri, Cyprinodontiformes, Rivulidae. The transcript has 22 exons. The record is from RefSeq and is a predicted model, not a curated record. Gene Ontology annotation, cellular component: centriole. The coding region runs from base 190 to 5001 and encodes 1603 amino acids. Gene Ontology annotation, molecular function: protein binding.